Molecule: messenger RNA, 790 nt
Organism: Cariama cristata (Red-legged seriema)
Lineage: Eukaryota; Metazoa; Chordata; Aves; Cariamiformes; Cariamidae
Gene: POFUT2
Product: protein O-fucosyltransferase 2
Exons: 6
Biological process (GO): protein O-linked glycosylation via fucose
Molecular function (GO): peptide-O-fucosyltransferase activity
Source: RefSeq, a predicted model, not a curated record
GUACCUUUUGUAUGAUGUAAAUCCUCCUGAAGGGUUCAACCUUCGCAGAGAUGUCUAUAUUCGCAUUGCUUCCCUUCUAAAGACCUUGCUGAAAAGUGAAAACUGGGUGUUAGUUCUGCCUCCCUGGGGAAAUCUUUAUCACUGGCAGAGCCCUGACAUCCUUCAGGUCCGGAUACCUUGGUCUGAAUUCUUCGAUCUCCCAAGCCUCAACAAGAACAUCCCUGUCAUUGAAUAUGAACAGUUCCUUGCAGAGUCAGGUGGGCCCUUUAUUGAACAGAUUUAUGUCCUACAAGGCUACGCAGAAGGAUGGAAGGAAGGAACGUGGGAAGAAAAAAUAGAUGAAAGGCCCUGCAUUGAUCAGCUUAUGUACUCCAAAGACAAACAUGAGUACUACAGGGGAUGGUUCUGGGGUUACGAGGAAACACGGGGCCUAAAUGUUUCUUGUUUGUCUGUCCAAGGAUCUGCCUCUAUUGUGGCUCCCAUCCUUUUGAAGAACACUUCAGCACAGUCAGUGAUGUUAGACAGAGCUGAAAACCUUCUUCAUGACCACUACGGAGGGAAAGAUUAUUGGAAUACCCGUCGGAGCAUGGUGUUUGCUAAACACCUCCGUGUAGUGGGAGACGAGUUCAGAAACAAGUAUCUUCAAUCCACAGAUGAGGCAGACAGGACUCAUUACAAGGAGGACUGGACACAGAUGAAGGUUAAGAUGGGCACAGCUUUAGGUGGUCCCUACCUUGGGGUUCAUCUCAGAAGGAAAGACUUCGUUUGGGGUCACAGAGAAGACGUGCCU